This is a messenger RNA of Cylicocyclus nassatus, 1839 nucleotides long. The record is from the annotation of a GenBank genome assembly. NCBI's taxonomy places the organism in Eukaryota, Metazoa, Nematoda, Chromadorea, Rhabditida, Strongylidae.
AUGACAGUCGGCUACAGCUUUGCUUCGGCAACAUCAGGCUACAUUGGCAGUUUUCAUAAAUUAUUGUUUCGAUGGAAGGGCUCGGUCUGGAAAGCCGUAUGGCAAGAAUUACUUAUAUGGUGUAUCCUAUACGCUAUUUUGAGCAUAACCUACAGAUGUUUCUUAAUCAAGGAGCAUAGAGAGACUUUCGAAGAUCUUUGCAUUUUCUUCGACAAACAUUCUACUUUCAUCCCUGUCACAUUCAUGCUUGGAUUUUACGUUUCGGUGGUUUACGGCCGUUGGUGGCAGGUCUUCGACAAUAUGGGCUGGAUUGAUCAACCUUCCCUGCAAAUUACACAAUCCAUACGAGGCAGAGAUGAACGCUCUAAAAUUUUGCGACGUAACGUCAUUCGAUACAUGAUCUUGAUGGAAGCUAUGGUUUUACGAGAUAUAUCCUCGUUGAUUCGUAAACGAUUUCCUACAUUGCAGCAUUUGGUGGCAUCAGGUUUGAUGACUGAGCACGAACUGGAGAUGUUUGAAGCAGUAAAAUCACCGCAUUCAAAGUACUGGCUUCCAAUUCAGUGGCUUUAUUCGUUGAUAACUCUAGCGAAAGAUGAAGGUCGAAUCCAAGGGGAAUAUAUCUACGUGGCGUUAAUUGACAGGAUUGCCAUCUACCGUGCAAAGCUCAUCAAUCUAGUACUCUACGACUGGGUUUGCAUACCACUCGUAUACACACAGGUUGUUCAUCUUGCUGUCUACAGCUUUUUCUUCACCAAUUUAUUUGCUCGACAAUACCUAGAAAGAGAAGGAGUGAAAAAAUCUAUCGACUUAUAUGUUCCCAUAUUGUCCAUAUUACAGUUUAUUUUUAUUUUGGGAUGGCUCAAGGUUGCGCAAGUGCUGCUCAAUGGCCUCGGUGAAGACGACGACGAUUUCGAGAUGAAUUGGGUCAUUGAUCGAAACUUCCAGGUCGGUAUUUCUGUGGAGGAAUGUUACGACCAAUAUCCACCUAUAAUACGUGACGUCUUCUGGGACACCCCUGAUCCCGAACCACUAUAUACAGUCGAAAGCGCAAAGCGUCCGAUAAAUCCACAAGUCGGAAGCUGCGUCAACAUGAAAAUCCCCAAAAAUUCGUCAUUCAUGGUCCGCCCGAGGAGAUCUACUUUGGCUGGAUCAACGCUAUCAGUCUGGGACGGACAAAUAGAUUCAAAUUAUGUAAAAGUGAAGAAAGAUGACAAACUUGAACCUGAUCCACUCAAACAUUCUGUUUCUACGUCUUCCAUGAGUAAUUUUAUCAAUAAAAUCAAGCGAAGUGGCAGACGCAUGAGUACUAUGUCGCUGUUUGCUAUGGCAAGAAAAAGGACAAUAUCAAAUGAGAGAAGAUGCAUGGAAAGCCCUGACAUGUUAUCAAGCAUCUCAUCGUUGGAGCGCUGUGACUACUCCUUUCCUCAUCUAAAUGGUCAGCAAACUCCGCCUGCUUUCAAUGUAACUCCACCCACGCCGGCGGCAGUACCGACGUCAGCGGAAGAAUGUCGUCGUAGAAAUCCUUCAUCUCCACCGGAUAGUCCGUCUGAGGAGUACAAGGAACAUAAGCGACACUCAGCACCCGAUGCGCUGGAGAUGACUGUAAAACAGCCAGAAGAAUCUCGACGCAAUUCAAAGACUUCGUCGGGGUUGCCAAUAAUCUUCGAAGAUAGCAAUGAGAAAUCAAGACGACAGUCUGACGCAUCGAACAUUGAUGGAGAAGAGGGAAACGACGCGGACACCAUUCGAGCAGCUAACAACAGAUUAUUCAAGGACUUCAUUCACGCACCUCAGUCACAACACAAAUGUGUUUGCAACAAAUGCAACAAAUGCAUGUAG